GCCUUCGGAAAAGGAAGUAGGGGUGCGCUGGGGCGCCAGCGGUGACCGCGACGAUAGCGGUGACCGAAGGAGGAGAAGGCGGCCGCGGGCUGGCGGUUAGAGGCGGGGCCGGUUCCUCGGAGCGGCUCGGGACAGGAGUCAGAAUUGUUUGCAGUCAGCACGGCGGUUCCAACCAUGGGUUUGUCUGCAUCUACCCCUGCUGUUGCAGUUCAGACCUCAGAUGCUUCAGAUCAUCAGAGGGCAUCCCCGCCUUCAGGAUGUCCCAUGCAUGAAGGGAAAAUGAAAGGCUGUCCCGUGAGCACAGAGCCAUCUAACCCAACUUGUGAGAACAAAAUGAACUCUGUGCCCUCCCACCAAGAUCGUGCGUAUGAGUACGUGGAAUGUCCUGUUACGGGUGCUGUGGCUGAGAAUAAGGAGAACCUAGAUCCUUCUAAUCUGAUGCCACCACCUAAUCAGAUGCCGGCCCCCGAUCAGCCGUUUGCACUGUCUACUGUGAGAGAGGAGUCAUCCAUUCCGAGAGCAGAUUCGGAGAAAAAGUGGGUUUAUCCUUCCGAGCAGAUGUUUUGGAAUGCAAUGUUACGGAAAGGGUGGAAGUGGAAGGAUGAUGAUAUUAGUCAGAGAGACAUGUAUAAUAUCAUCAGGAUUCACAAUCAGAACAACGAGCAAGCCUGGAAGGAGAUUUUGAAGUGGGAAGCCCUUCAUGCUGCGGAGUGUCCUUGUGGUCCAUCAUUGAUCCGGUUCGGAGGUAAAGCGAAAGAGUAUUCACCAAGGGCAAGAAUUCGUUCCUGGAUGGGCUACGAGUUGCCUUUCGACAGGCACGACUGGAUCAUCGACCGUUGUGGGACGGAGGUCAGGUACGUCAUCGACUACUACGACGGCGGGGAGGUCAGCCGGGACUACCAGUUCACCAUCCUGGACGUCCGGCCCGCCUUGGAUUCGCUCUCGGCGGUGUGGGACAGAAUGAAGGUCGCGUGGUGGCGCUGGACUUCCUAACCGCUGCUUUGUUAGAGAUGGGAAAAUAGAAACUAUUUUUUUUCCCAAGCAAUACAUUAAACUAUUUUCCCCAAACUGAA
This is a messenger RNA of Odobenus rosmarus divergens (Pacific walrus), 1073 nucleotides long. RefSeq names its product cytochrome c-type heme lyase-like. Gene Ontology annotation, biological process: cytochrome c-heme linkage. The transcript has 7 exons. Gene Ontology annotation, cellular component: mitochondrion. Gene Ontology annotation, molecular function: holocytochrome-c synthase activity. NCBI's taxonomy places the organism in Eukaryota, Metazoa, Chordata, Mammalia, Carnivora, Odobenidae. The record is from RefSeq and is a predicted model, not a curated record. Bases 175 to 993 code for a protein of 272 amino acids.